Molecule: messenger RNA, 2449 nt
Organism: Cyprinus carpio (common carp)
Lineage: Eukaryota; Metazoa; Chordata; Actinopteri; Cypriniformes; Cyprinidae
Product: cytosolic endo-beta-N-acetylglucosaminidase
Biological process (GO): protein deglycosylation
Cellular component (GO): cytoplasm
Molecular function (GO): mannosyl-glycoprotein endo-beta-N-acetylglucosaminidase activity
Source: RefSeq, a predicted model, not a curated record
UGACGUACUGCCACACUUUCAGCCAAUCAGCGCACAGGCGGAAACUGGUCGUUCUUUCUGCUUCUAAAGUUCUAAAACUCGGAAGUUGCUCACCGCUGCUAGAAUUUACGGUUGCAUCUGGAAACUUGCUAUCCGUUGACAUUUGUAAAUGGAAAGUGUUUCUACAAAAGAGAAAGAUAACAUGACAUCCCACAAACGAAAAAGGGAAGAAACUACAAGCAGUAAGAUUCGUAAAACUGAGGAGAACAGCUCUGAGUCUUGCCUCAGUCAGCCGAGCGAUCAAAGUGUUCAUGAAGUCAUAACUUACGAGCCAUCUAUGCUGCCAACGAUCCACUAUGAUCCUGACACAACUGAGCCCAUCAGCUGCAGUCUGAAGUCUCUUGAAGAAUUGUUGUCGUGGAAACGCAAUGACGCAAGUCCUUUUAACGUGGCCACUGUGCCUCUGGCUAGCAGGUAUCCUCCACUGCACAGCUGCCCCAGACGGACACUGGUGUCCCAUGACAUGAAGGGUGGCUACUUGGAGGACAGGUUCAUUCAAGGUGCAGAGGUGGAGAUGCCAUAUGCCUUCUAUCACUGGGAGUAUAUUGACAUCUUCAACUACUUCAGUCAUCAGAUGGUAACCAUUCCUCCUGCAGUUUGGACGAACGCAGCACAUAAGCAUGGAGUACUCUCUAUAGGCACGUUCAUCACAGAGUGGACAGACGGAGCGAAGACAUGUGAGGCCUUCCUUGCAGAUGAGGAGAGUUACCGCGCAGCUGCUGAUAAGUUGGUUCAGAUUUCCCACUGCUACGGCUUUGACGGCUGGCUCGUUAACAUAGAAAAUGUGCUGAGUGAGACUGCGGUGAAGAACACUGGCCCUUUUCUGCGCUACUUCACAGACCAGAUGCAUGAGCGCGUUCCUGGCAGUGUGGUGAUCUGGUAUGACAGCGUGCUGAAAAACGGCUCGCUCAGCUGGCAGAACGAACUCAAUGAUGACAACAGAAUGUUUUUUGAUGCCUGUGAUGGAAUAUUCACUAACUACAACUGGACCGAGCAGAGCCUGGAGUGGAUGAAGUCCUAUUCUGCGGCUCAGGGCCGCUUUGCUGACAUCUAUGUUGGUGUUGAUGUGUUUGCGAGAGGGAAGGUGGUCGGAGGGAAAUUUGAGACCAAUAAGGCUCUGGAGCUGAUUCGGAAGUAUGAAUUUUCAACAGCCUUAUUUGCUCCUGGGUGGGUGUAUGAAUGCCACGAAAAGGCAGAUUUCCGCCAAAACCAGGACAAAUUUUGGAAUUUGCUGUCUGAUUUCGUUUAUAUCCACCGGCCCUCAUCCAGUCUUCCAUUCAUCUCCUCGUUCUGUCAGGGCUUUGGGAAGAGCAUGUACUGGAGGGGACAGGUGGAGAUGAAGAGAAACUGGUUUAAUCUGCAUGCACAGGAGAUCCAGCCUCUGUACCUCUCUGAGAACAUGGACAAUGGCGGCUGGCUGAGAACCCGUGGCUGCUCAGAGGACGCUUGGAUUGGAGGCAGCUCUCUGAUGGUGGAGGGCAUGAUUCCAUCUGGACGUUCUGAAGUCUGUGCAAGGAUAUUUUCUCUCCACAUUCCCUUGGCCCCCAAGACAUUUGUUUCUUUUGUCUACAAGCCACCAGUGGGGGUGAAGAUAUCCUUGGAGCUCAAAACGAUAGAUGGUCCUCUGUGCACAUUCGAUGGGACGGAGGAAAUAGCACCUAGCAGUGUCUUUCCAGAAGCAUUAGCAGAGGAUAACCAGCUGGUUGAGCAGUUUGCUCAGAAUUGUGGGCGUUGGACUUUGGAUGGCUGGACUACCAGAUGUUUCCUGUUGAAAAUGGUUGGCUGCUCAUUGCGAGACGUUUGUAUUCGUGUUUCCCGAGAUGAAGGCGAUGAAAAUGUUUCCUUUAACUGCAGGAUUGGAGAGAUUAUGUUGUUGGAUGCAGAGAGUCUUCAAGCACCCCUGCAGGCUGUUGAAGGCAUCUGUGUGAAUGAUGUGGUGUGGCACACAGGUACUUCGCAGGGAGAUGGACACACGCUCAAGGUACUUUUGAAUGCCACCUUACGCUGGCAAUACCCCACCCAGCAGGUCCGCCACUUCCGGAUUCACUGGAGGCAUCUCCGUGGUCCUGACCCUCGCAUUCCCCCUGGUGCACUGACUCUGAUUGGCAGAUCUUACUCUACCCUGUACCGUGUGGUGGAGCUGGAGGUGCCUGCUGCUCCGGGUCUCAUAGAGCUGGUGGUGGAGCCUGUGAGCAGAGAGGGAUUCAGAGUGCCUGAGGCCCAGUGGGGCCGACGCACACUCAGCUACAGCGCCAGUUCCUCAGAGAACCCAUCAGUGUGAAACCUUUUUGAUCUAAUGCCUUAAAGGGAUACUCCACCCCAAAAUGAAAAUUUUGUCAUUGAUCACUUACCCCCAUGUUGUUCCAAAUCCUUAAAAGCUUUGUUCGUCUUCGGAACACAAUUUAAGAUA